AUGGAAAAAGCACAAAUUUCAAGCAGUGACGAAACUUUAAGGCCAAAUAAAAUUAUUGGUCGACCCGAAGUUCAACCUAAUCCUAAUCUUAUCAUGAUUAUUCAUAAAAAAGUCUUGGAAUCAAACAAAGCAG
Messenger RNA from Cetraspora pellucida, 133 nucleotides. NCBI's taxonomy places the organism in Eukaryota, Fungi, Glomeromycota, Glomeromycetes, Diversisporales, Gigasporaceae. The record is from the annotation of a GenBank genome assembly.